AUGUCUUCAGACCUCACCCUGCGAAUUCAGUCGAAACUCGACGCUGCCAUAGAUCAAUAUGUUGCACGCAACCCACGAUCCAAGGAUUUACAUGAAGAAGCUAUCAAAUCAAUGCCAGGCGGGAACACAAGAACUGUUCUUCACGCGAGCCCUUUCCCGGUUGUCAUCAAGUCUGGCCGAGGGCAUGAGGUUACGUCCGAAGAUGGGCAUGUAUAUACAGAUCUGACUGGGGAGUUCACGGCAGCUCUCUAUGGACAUUCCAAUCCCAUCAUCAUGUCGGCGAUUAGACAUGUGUUGGACAAUGUCGGCAUGAAUGUAGGUGGCAACACGGCGCAAGAGCAGCUAUUCGCUCGCGAGCUUUGCAGUCGCUUCAAUCUUGAGCAUGUUCGCUUCUGUAACUCGGGUACCGAGGCCAACAUCCAUGCUCUAGCAGCUGCGCGAGCUUUUACGAAGAAGAGAAGAGUGGUGACUUUCAGUGGAGGUUACCACGGUGCAGUCAUUGGUUUUAAGGGAGGGAAGCCAGAAGCUAACAAUGUGGACAUGGAUGACUGGAUAGUAGCCAGGUAUAACGAUCUUGAUAGUGCUCAUGCCGCCAUCAAGAGUGACGGCGUCGCUGCUGUCUUGAUAGAAGGAAUGCAGGGCUCUGGAGGUGGCCUGCCAGGGAUGCCUGAAUUCAUUCAAGGUAUACAAGAGAUUGCUGCCAAGGCCGGCGUCUUGUUCAUCAUGGACGAAGUCAUGACUUCCCGUCUUUCUGGGGGGGGCAUCUCGGAACUUAGAGGUCUCAAGCCAGACCUCAAAACUUUUGGCAAAUACCUCGGUGGAGGUCUCGCUUUUGGUGCUUUCGGCGGCAGAGCGGAUAUCAUGGCGGCGUUCGAUCCUCGGUCUCCAAACGCCCUCUCCCAUUCAGGCACUUUCAACAACAACACUCUAGUGACGCACGCUGGAUAUGCUGGAUUGACUAAGAUCUACACGCCUGAUGUCGCAACCGAGUUUACAAAGUUUGGUGAUGAGCUUAGGGAACGACUCAAUGCAGUAACGGAGGGCACAAGAGUAGUCUUCACCGGUAUUGGUACAAUCAUGGGAGUGCAUUUCACCACGCACGGUGAUCGCAUGAUUGUACGUUCCGGAGAGAUUGAAGAGGUUGAUACUCUGAGAGAUCUCUUUUGGUUUGAUAUGAUGGAAGAAGGUUUUUGGAUUGUCCGUAGAGGGUUCAUUGCUCUGGUGCUUGGAACACCAGCAGCUGAGUUUGGCAGGUUUGUCGACUGUGUUGAGUCGUGGGUAUCCAAGCAUGCAGAACUCGUGAAGCUCUAG
Messenger RNA from Fusarium venenatum, 1311 nucleotides. RefSeq names its product pyridoxal phosphate-dependent transferase. Gene Ontology annotation, molecular function: transaminase activity; pyridoxal phosphate binding. The record is from RefSeq and is a predicted model, not a curated record. NCBI's taxonomy places the organism in Eukaryota, Fungi, Ascomycota, Sordariomycetes, Hypocreales, Nectriaceae.